This is a messenger RNA of Onychomys torridus (southern grasshopper mouse), 4487 nucleotides long. RefSeq names its product Fas associated via death domain (gene Fadd). Gene Ontology annotation, biological process: signal transduction; regulation of apoptotic process. NCBI's taxonomy places the organism in Eukaryota, Metazoa, Chordata, Mammalia, Rodentia, Cricetidae. The transcript is spliced from 2 exons. Bases 51 to 677 code for a protein of 208 amino acids. Gene Ontology annotation, molecular function: protein binding. The record is from RefSeq and is a predicted model, not a curated record.
GUGAUUUCCUGUAGGGAAUCGCUGAGGGGUAACCCGACGGCGUCGCUGCCAUGGACCCCUUCCUAGUACUGCUGCACUCGCUGUCCGGCAGCCUGUCGAACAGCGAUCUGAUGGAGCUAAAGUUCCUGUGCCGUGAGCGCGUAGGCAAACGAAAGCUGGAGCGCGUGCAGAGUGGCCUGGACCUGUUCUCGGUGCUGCUGGAGCAGAACGAUCUGGAGCGCGCCCGCACCGGGCUGCUGCGCGAGCUGCUCGCCUCGCUGCGCAGACACGACCUACUGCAACGCCUAGACGACUUCGAGGCGGGGGCCGCGGCCGCGGCCUCGCCGGGGGAGGCAGAUCUGCGGGUGGCAUUUGACAUCGUGUGUGACAAUGUGGGGAGAGACUGGAAGAGACUGGCCCGUCAGCUGAAAUUGUCUGAGGCCAAAAUUGAUGGGGUUGAGGAGAGGUAUCCCCGAAGCCUGAGUGAUCAGGUAAGGGAGACUCUGAGGGUGUGGAAAAUUGCCGAGAGGGAGAAAGCCUCGGUGGCUGGACUGGUAAAGGCACUGCGGGCCUGCCGGCUGAACCUGGUGGCCGACCUGGUAGAAGAGGCACUGCAGGCCCAGGGGUCUGUGAAUGAGAGUGAGGAUGGGUCCCCAGUGCUAUGGGACCCAGCUGUGUCUUCCUCAGAAACACCGUGACAAGCCUGAUGCUCCCUUCUGGAGUCACUGUGGACUUGAUACACUGAUUCAUCACCAAGUGCCUUCUGUUCCUGGUGCCAAGAAGACCUUGUUGAUCCAGGCCAGAGCCCGUUCACAAGCUUGAACUGGCUCCUGAAGCCAAGCUGUAUGUCUAGAACCUCUGCUCCCUGAACUUUGGGGACACAUGGAGGGUUCCCUUCGUGUUCUCCACUGCUGCUCCUUCCCUGGAGAGAAGUCCCUGGUCGUCUCACAAGGAGGAAGUUGGAGCUAACGGCACACGUGUUGAAAGUUUGAGAGCCUUCCUGUUGUUCCCCGGGGAAGGAUACCAACUCAGUUCAGAGCACUUGGCUGCCUCACAGUUGGCCCUGAGGACAUCUGUCCCAUUUCCUUGGAGGCCAUCAGAGAGCAGCACCUGACCCCCAAACAAGUGGUCCUUGCAGGAGCCUGGCACACCUCACCCUGGCACAUCAGCUCCUGCGAGCACUGAUUCCAAAAUUCAUUGCCUAUUCAAAUUGCUGCCUCUGGGAAGGACUGGUUUAAAGGGUGGCUCCCCUGUUUCUACCAUGGCAUUCAAACAAGUUCCCUGGGCCGAGAUGUAAUGGCUCACUCUAAAAUCCUAGCACUUGAGAGUUGAGAAUUUCUGCACUCCAUGGCAACAGGAAUAAGACCUACACAUGAGACUGUCUCACAAAAACAAGCAAGUGUCUACCUGGAAACACCUGUAUCACCUAGGAUUUCUGCUAUGUUAAGAACCCUUCUAAUCUCAGAAGUAUGGCAGGCUGACGACAGUGUCCUUACAGCCCUAGGUGCUAGUUGUGAAUGGGGUGGUGGGAUUUCCUGUCUGGUUUGCUUCACAUCAGCAAGGGGCCUUGACUUGCCACACUUUGUGGCCAAGCUUUCCAACCUUUGGCUGUAUACACCUUUGAUCAUAGCACUCAGGGAGAUAGAGGCAGGUGGAUCUCUGACAGUGAAGAGCGGCACCUCAUGUCCUAAACCUAGUGUUUGCUUCACAAGUGACCAGCCUGGGUCCUGUGCUCUAACAUGGGUCAAAUGCACUGAGGUCCUGUGCCCUCCUUUUCUCCUCUCUGCUCUGUCCACCCCACCAGGCAGAUGACCCCUCAGCACACUUGGGAUCUCCUCACCCCCUUCCCCAUAAUUGUUGGUCCCUCACUGCUGCAUUCCUCGGGUGCACCCUCCCCAGCCUCAGGCCUGCUGUGCUUUUCAGUCUAACACCUAUCCAUCUGGCUGAUCUGCCUUGCUCAAACUCUUGGCCACCGAGGCCUCUCCUGACCACUCUGGGGACUCGUCCAGUUUUCUAUGACCCCAUAUCCCACCUGCCUGUAGCCACAACCCUCGUGUCUUGGCUCCCUAGAAUAUGCAAAGGCCUGUUCAAGGUCUUUGGUGGGUGUUUGCUGUGCUCCUCUCUAGUCCCUCCUCCUUUCCCCCCAUUUUGAGGGUUUUUGGUUUGUUUUGAAACAGGGUGUCAUAUAACCCAGAUAUAACUUAGGUUGGCCUUAUAACUGAAGUGGCCUUGAACUCCUUCCUGACCAUCCUGCCUCUGCUUCUCAAGUGCCAUGGUCACCAGCGUGGUAGCCUCACCCAGGCCCAAGUCUUUCGGGCCCGCACUCUAGGCAGCUUGGGCAACCCCACUGAGACACUUGCAGAUGCCUUUUAAAUGUCCUGUGGCAAGUCACAGAUUGGUGGACUUGGAUUUCACUUUCUAUCUUUUUUUUCUUUUUUUUUAACAGCUUAGGAGUCCAAACUGGCUGUCCAGGGGUCAGUUCAGAUGUGAGCAGGCCUGUGUCCUUCUAGAUUUGAGAGAAUGUUCCAUGGCUUUUGGAGCCCCUUCACUGUGUCAUUUGCUGCAUUUCCCUCCCCUCAAGUGACAGUUUAGUAUCAGGUCUCAGUUGCUGCUGCUACAGACCUUGUGGGCUACCACAGGAAUUUAUCCCUUUGUACAGAGUCCCUUCAACCAUGUUGGAGGAUUAAAACAUGGGUAUCAUCAGGGUUAGCACUCCACAAAUCUGCAUCUACCCAGCUUGUGCCCAGAUUUGUCCUGGAUGCUUCAACACAAUCCCACUCCCCUGUUAAUGGCCAGUCAGAGCCAACACUCACCUUGUCUACCUUUCACUCCUCAGCUCCUAGCAGGACCUUGGCUCCUGCCCAUCCCCCACCAAUGGUUGGAACCACAGAUCCGCCCGUUCCUAGAAGCCAGCUGCCCUGCAUAUUUUUAGCUUCCUAUUUUUGAAUUCCACAAUCAUUUCUGAGUCAUCCAGCUGACUGCCUUCUGGUCACAAGGUCCCUGUGUGGACCAUAUUUCAAACCAGACAGUGGAACAUGAUGUGAUGGAAUGUGUGAUGUAGCCACCAUGGACCAUGGCCUUCCAGUAGCUGAUGCAAAGGCAGUACUGGUUUGCUAGAAGAUGUGGGCUGGGAAGCCCACACAACCUCAAGUCAUGUGCUAAGUGGAGGCUGGCCUGAGGGUUACUUGCCGGCCACAGGACUCAUUAUCACCAAGGCUUCACUGAACCAAAGCCAAGUGACAGGGCUGGAGGUUUUUGGGUGUGGCUAGAACAGGACAGCAUGGUAGGGAUAUGUGUAGAGGUCCACAGCUCCCAGACUCCCAAAGCCUAAAUGGACUAUAGAGGUGAUGUAUAGUCCUUGUCCAUCAAAAUAAAGCAGGCAUGCUGCUCAUACCUGGUGUCCCAACACUGGAGACUGAGGCAGGAGGAUUGCUGCAUUUUAAGACCAUCCUAGGCUACAGAGACCUCAUCUCAAACAAAAAGCCAAGUAUGGCGUGGUAUAUACACCUGUAGUCCCAGCACUUGGGAGGCUGAAUGGGAGGGGCAGCUCUAGGCCGGGUCUCUUACUGAGUCCAAGUCCAGUAUAAACUGCAUGAGAGCCUAUCAAAAAAACACCAACCCCACAGCCCAGAAAACCCCACACUGCAUAUUGGGGUAAGCACAGGACUCCUAUAGAGUGCAGAAGACAAGUCUCUGUGCUCAGUAGUGACUGCAGCAGGUCAUUUCCAACACUUGGGGUCCCUGAACUGUGUGAUAGUUAUAGUUAGAGGGGCCUGUUGUGUGUUUUCUCAGCUGAUUGAUGUGCACCUAAUUACAUUGCUAAUUUGAAUUCUGUAUCUUUGGCAGGCCUGAGGUCUGGGAGAUCUAGUCCAGUUUUUUAUAUAGCCAAGUUCUACUGGUAGUAAAAGCAUAGGGCAGUGGCACUUUUUCCCAUAGGUCUCCUGGCUGGAGGCAUAGGACACAGCUAGUGCCCUCCAGAUGAGGUCAUCAGUCAGCACACAUACACUACAUUUCUCUCUUUUGCCUGUUCACAGCUAAAACCCAGGUCAACACCUGAUGGCAGCUGAAACUGUCACCAACUUGACUAUAGAUAAAGUCUUUGCUUCCUCUGAGUUUGCACAGACACAUUGAAAGACCCAUGUGUUCCCUGGCUUCCCCACCAGGUAGGAAAAACACAUACAAAGAUGCUGAGGUUUCUUUUCACUAGAAAGCCAACUUGGGCAGGGAUAGUCACCCUCCAGGAUCAAGUAUGUCUAUUGGUGCUAUGCCCAUCCAUGGUUCCCCUACAGCCCUGGCCCAGGACGCAGAGGAGAUGCUCCCUACUUGCCAUAUUACCUCAGGCCUCUGGAGGGGUGGAACUCCCCAAGUAAAUCAAUGGCUGCUUGCACAAGCUCAUGCUGUAACAGACCUCCAGACCUUAGCACAACUGACUCCAUGAAGGAAGUGCCAUUCAGACUGUAACACUCAGCAUGUAGACAGUACUGCCUGUCAAAACAAAAACAAAGACC